UUUGAGAUCCAGAUAAAUUUCACUUAAAUCUUUGUAGAAUGCCCUACACUUCAUACACUUCUUACAAUUACUCGAAUUAUGGCGCGGCUCGACCUUAUAGUGGCAGCAAAACCUACACUCCAUUCAGCCAAACUUCCGCGUAUGGAUCAACCAGCUCAAGUAACUACAACCUCACUCCCUCAACAUCGUUCUACCCGUACAGACUUGGCGGACAUUCGAGUUCCGGAAGCACUUCUUCCCCUUAUGGGCUGAAAUCUUCGGCUUCGUCCUCUGUUCUAUCAAAUUACGAUGCCAGCACAUCGCCCACAAGAAGGAAGAUUUCGGCCGUACCUUCUUUUUUGUCAGGAAAUACAGCGUCCCUUAGGAAAGCCUUUGGGGACACCGAAGCCUACGUCGAGGAUCUGCCAUCGGCACCGUAUAGGUCUCGAAGAUUCAAUUCGGAUGGAGAUAAAACCUACCCAGAAAGAUUUUACCUGCCUCGAAAGAGCACCAAUAAGGUAGAAGCGUCGACAUACACCUCCAAAUACACAUAUCUCGAUCCUCCUAAGCCGAAAGAAAUAAACAGCAAUGAUAUUAACUUGAGCAAGCCACCAACAUCUUCAAGGUUGCAUGGAGAUGUGAAGCGCAAUGAUCCAGGGAAAAUUUCUCGUAACCGUCAAGUGGUCCGUUUAACUAUCAAACGAAAUCAGGAUCAAAAGAAAAAUGUAAACGAGGUUCGAAAAAAUUCCAUCAAAACUGUGGCCCAGAAAUUGCUCGACAAAUACACUAUUAUUGAAAAGAAACCUAAUACAGCAAAUCUCCAGUAUGGACCGCGCGAUCGGUCAUAUUUUUAUUUUUCAUCAGACUCUGAUGAGGUUAAGCCUAAUCGUGACGUGGAAGAAGUUGUUGUUCGACUAGGGAGUGAAUCUCUUUCAGUAAAGGACCAAGAGGAGCAAAAAAGAACAUCUGCUUCUUCUCACAUUCCCCAGAGUAAUAAUGACCAGAAGAACAUUUACUCGGGAGCGAGGAAGCUUUCGAAGCCAGGAACAGAACUGGACGACGGAGUUGUUUUUUGUGCUGCCACCGACAAGUCAGUCGAAGAAACAGAACUCGCCAGCGCACAAGACGUAAAAGACAUGAUAGUAGCAGCAUCACUACACCCAGAUGUUGACAUCGAGUCCGACGAAGAAAUUAAGCAACUCAUAGAUGCGGAUAGCGGCGAAAGUUUUCCCAAUACCCCGACGAUCUGCGAAGAUACUGACAGCAAGAAAAUAUCAGGACGCACCGUGAACCCGAUGGAAUCUAUCGUUGCUAAGCGUCGAGCUAGCGGGGAUAUGAGUCUCAAUGACGGAUCAAUCAUCGUUGACAAGCUUAGACGCUUUGUCAAGCAGCAAGUAUCGAUCAAGAAAGCGAGUGUAAAAAGGCUGUCUAAGACCGGCCCCAAGAAAGACACUAGUCGAGGCGAUGUUAUAACUGUAAAGCUACAUGGUGUUAAGGAUUUUGAAGCGAACAAAAUAUCGUUCAUCCAGAAUUCUGAUGAACAAAUUUCUGCGCCGUGUGAAAAGAAUAAUGAGAAAUGCCAAGAAAAGGCGUGUGAUCUAUUGUCGUCUUCAGACGACACUCGGGAGCAGGAACGCCUUUGCAAGAAAAGCCCAACACCUCAGCUCGCUCUGAUGAAGGGUAUGGAAAAGAUAAAAAUGAGCAUUGCCGUCUGCGAUAACAUUUGCAAGAACAAAGAUGACUCUGAAUGCAAAAGUAGUUAUGAAAGUGGGCGUAAUAGUUUAUCUUCAGAAUCCUACGGAAGCAGUUGCAGUAGCAGUGUUAAUGGACCAACGGCCAUUGUUGGAAGUUUAACCCUUGCAUUGCAAACAAAGGAUGAAAAAUCAAACACUUGCCUUGAAGAUGCGCCAUGGAGGAAGAAAAGGUCACCGUACAUCAACAAAUCUAAAACUUCAGCUAAUAUCCUUAGUUCCGUUUCAUCCUCUGACAAUCCUUCCCUUAAUUUGUAUGAUUUAUCUAAAUCUACUUCAUCUUUUGCCCUUGAUAAUCCUGUUGACAGAGUAAAUAGAGUAGAGUUCCAGUGUGGUAAUGCUGCUUUGGAUUUAAACAAAGUCACGGGGAAAAUAUCCAUUAGUUUAGAUUCCGAAAAAUCCACCUUGAACCAAAAAUCGAGCGCUCAGUCUAGAGAAUUUUGGAACGUGAACGAAAUCAGAUACGUUAGUUUAAUUCAGGACGGCGAUCUUAAUAGGGCUUCAAGCUUUGUUGAUGACACAACCAAAAAAGUUCAAUCUUGGAAAGGGGAUGUAGUCACUCCGGAGAGUGAAUCAAUUGCGUGCCUACAGGACUCAGUCUCGACUUCGGAAAUUGUGCAAGCAAUGAAAAAAUCUUCCAGUUGUACACGAGCAGAAAAAGGAGAUGAAGAAAUAAACUUCGACGACAGGCGCUCUAAUUUGGACACGGCAUGGGUGGGUCACAAAAACUCUUCAAAUGCGAACGCCUCAUCUGAAGCAUUACGGCCGGAAGCUAAUAAGAAAUCUCCGAGGCCUUUGAUCAAAUUUGGAAAUGAUGCCGCGAAUAUAAAAAAUCUCUUGCAAAAAGGGAUUGGAACCAAUAAUAAUCGAAUUACCAAAGUUAAAGACAGUAAUGAAGAUGGAAGGUCUCUGCAAUUAUUCGAGAAAAAAGCUCAAAUGAGUUCCGACAAAGUUUCUGCGGCAGAACCUGCGAGGAAUAACAAGAGUCCUCCAAGCGUGGACCCAAAUAAAAUAUCGAAAGGAAUUGCCCACGAUAAAAAAUUUCUCAACGUCCGGACUGAUGAUACUGAUCUACCUGAUGUUUCAAAAGAAAAAAAUUCAUCUAAUGAAGAUGAUAAUUCUAGGGUACUUAGCUCUCCAUCAUCGAAUAAUGUAAUGCUAAACGACACGAAACGCAACAAAUUGAGUGAAGAGCAGAAAAGUGCUUAUAGGGAAGCAUUAGGUGUAGGAGAUGUAAAUGAAAAAUCAUCAGGAAAGAUAAAUUUGGGAAGAAAAUUGACCUCAACAAAUGGAAAUGAAAAAAUAAAAAUAUCACCAUCGACUUGUGGUUGUACCCAAAUUUCUGAUACUUUCGCUAAAGAAAGUGACACAAUAAUCGGGAGAAGUGAGCUUUGCCAAACAAAAACUGAUAAUAGAUUAACUGGUGGACAGGAAGAAGAUAAAUCCUCAAUUUUCAAUGAUAAAAAUGAAAAGAAGGUGCAUCCUCUACCAAUAUCCAACGGAAAGAAAGUUGACAAUGAAAUCCACAACGCGCGAAACGUACUCAAAAAACGGCCGGUUGAUAAGGGAGGAGGCAAUGAGAAAAAUAAACUUGAGGCCAACAAAGUUACUGAACCGACUUUGAGAAAAGUCUGGAAAAUACCGGUAUUGGAUCCCAAGCCCCCACCCGUCGACCAGCUUCGGGAAGUUAGGAAUGUUUUGAAAAGACCCGGGAAAUUAGGCAUAGGUCUCGAUCAGAAGAAAAUUAGUGCCUCCGAAGCUCAACAGUCUGCCAUUCCUGCCAAUAAAGCCAAUACCGACGGCGCCGCCUUGCCUGGUAAGCCAAAGAAGGUUUGGAAAAGACCAGUGGCUUGUCAAGCUCCGCAGAAGGAAAAUCAGAGUGAAUCGGAGGAUGACGAUUUAAAAAAUGCUAGACCCGCAUAUCACCGCAAGAAAAAAUCAGCAUCAAAGUCCCCACCAUUGUCUCCAAAUACUAAAAAAAAAGUUUUACCAGAUAGUAACAAUAAAAGUAACAAAGAUCCCUCCACUAAGUCGAGCGACCGCACCUCCAGCCAAGCGCCUCAAGAGCAGGAGCAAAGUGGCCUCAAACUAAAAAGUCCGCGCAUUUCUGCUGCUUCGACUUCCAUUUCUGGAAGUCCAAAUUUCUCUUCAACAGUUACUGAAGGAACUCAGCCUGAGAAUCUAAUUGGACUUUGCGCUUCAAAAUCUGCCGACUCAGCUUAUGGUUCAAGCCCGAGCACUCCUCAGCCUAACACAGCAUUACAACGAGAGCUCGGGCUGCGUUCCGAGGCAGUUUUAAAAAAUACGGGAUCUUCCUCUACCAAAUUAAACAACGAGGAAGGUGUUUGCAACGUGUGCGGAACAAACUGUCACCGAAAAUGCGAGAAGCAAAUACCCAACCUCUGCGGUGUGAACCAGAAGCUCCUAGCUGAAGCUCUCUCUUCGGUGAAAAAAGGAAGCACAAGCGAGAGCCGCGAAGGUAGACCAGCGCUGUCAUCUUCGUCAACGACAACAACCACAACAACGUCAGACGAUGACGACGAAGGCUCGACGACGGAAACGGACAGCGACUUUAGCGGCCCUGCGGAGAUAAGAUCUCCGCUCAAGACGCGGCCCAAGUUUAAAAAAUAUUGUGUUGAUGACUUCCGCUUUAUCAAAGUCCUCGGCAAGGGAAGCUUCGGUAAAGUUAUGCUGGCUCAGCAAGUUGGCACCGAGAACUAUUUCGCUGUAAAGUGCCUGAAAAAAGACGUAGUGCUGGAAGACAACGACGUCGAAUGCACUCUAAUAGAGAGGAAGGUUUUAACGCUCGGCACCAAACACCCGUACCUCUGCCAUCUCUUCUGUUCCUUCCAGACUACCUCACACCUGUUCUUCGUGAUGGAGUAUCUGACUGGAGGAGAUCUCAUGUUUCACAUCCAGCACUCCGGACGUUUUGAUGAAUAUCGCGCAUGUUUCUACUCCGCGGAAAUUUGCUCUGGCUUGAGAUUUCUACACAACAAAGGCAUAAUAUACAGAGACCUGAAGUUGGACAACAUUCUACUGGACUAUCAAGGCCACAUAAGAAUCGCGGAUUUCGGCAUGUGUAAACUACAAAUUUACCUCGACAAAUUUGCGGACACUUUUUGUGGGACUCCGGACUACAUGGCACCCGAGGUGAUAAAAGGUCAGCACUACAAUCAGUGCGUCGACUGGUGGAGUUUCGGCGUGCUGCUGUACGAGAUGAUGGUCGGCAAGUCGCCAUUCAAAGGCUGCGACGAAGACCAUCUUUUUUGGCUCAUCUGCAACGAGGAGCCUUUUUACCCUCGCUUCCUUACCACCCAGGCGCAGAGUCUACUCAAACAAUUGCUCGACAAAGACUGUACGAAGCGGCUGGGUAUUCCAUACAGUCCAUACGGAGACAUUCAGUGCCAUCCCUUCUACAAAUACAUCGACUGGAGCAAAAUUGAGAGGAAAGAAGUCGAGACGCCCUACAAACCUAAACUGAGGCACAUCUUGGACGUUCAGUUCUUCGACCCGCUCUUCACGAAGCGCAGCGCUGCGCUCACGCCGAUUGAUGACAGCAUUCUUUCUUCCAUGGACCAAACCCCCUUCAAGGAUUUCUCCUACACCAACCCCAACAUCACCGAGUAGUAAAACUACACAAGCCA
This is a messenger RNA of Hyalella azteca, 5377 nucleotides long. It is a transcript of the gene Pkcdelta, whose product is annotated as putative protein kinase C delta type homolog. The transcript is spliced from 9 exons. Gene Ontology annotation, molecular function: diacylglycerol-dependent serine/threonine kinase activity; ATP binding. Gene Ontology annotation, biological process: peptidyl-serine phosphorylation; intracellular signal transduction. Lineage: Eukaryota; Metazoa; Arthropoda; Malacostraca; Amphipoda; Hyalellidae. The coding region runs from base 39 to 5360 and encodes 1773 amino acids. The record is from RefSeq and is a predicted model, not a curated record.